Molecule: messenger RNA, 1419 nt
Organism: Malania oleifera
Lineage: Eukaryota; Viridiplantae; Streptophyta; Magnoliopsida; Santalales; Ximeniaceae
Product: putative UDP-rhamnose:rhamnosyltransferase 1
Exons: 1
Coding region: 1-1419 (472 amino acids)
Molecular function (GO): UDP-glycosyltransferase activity
Source: RefSeq, a predicted model, not a curated record
AUGGCUGAUAAACAGUACCAUGUGAUGAUGUUCCCAUGGUUGGCAUUCGGUCACAUGCUCCCAUUUCUUGAGUUGGCAAAAAAAUUAGCAGCAAAAGGUAUCUCCAUAUCCUUCAUUUCUACCCCAAGAAAUAUUCAGAGAUUACCUUCCAUUCCUGCAAGUUUAACUGACCAGAUAAAGCUGGUGGAAAUCCCAUUGCCGCCGACUGAUGGCUUGCCAGAAAAUUCCGAGGCUACGAUAGACCUGCAGCUGGAACAAGUACAGUAUCUGAAGAAGGCCUACGAUGGGUUGCAGGCACCAUUUGAAAUGUUACUGCAGAGGGAUCAACCAGACCUGAUACUGUUUGAUUUCAUCCCAUGUUGGGUACCAGAAACUGCUGCUAGAUUUGGUGUGCCCACAGCUUUUUUUAGUGUAUUCUCAGCUGCAACAUUAGCAUAUACAGGGCCACCAGAUGAGCUGAAGUCCUUUGGCAGUCGAACCAGAAUUGAAGAUUUUACAGUAGCACCACGUUGGAUUCCUUUCCCUUCUCUUGUUGCCCACAGACCAGAUUGUGCCGCACGGAUCUUCCAAAACUUGAAGCUUUCUGAUAUAUCUGGCAUGUCAUCUGGCCAACGGCUGGCGACAACCCUGGAAGGAUGUAACUUUGUUGUUGUAAGAAGCUGCAGAGACUUUGAAGGAAACUACUUAAACCUUCUUGAAGAACUCUACCAGAAACCAGUUUUGCCUAUUGGCUUACUCCCACCAAAUCUAGAAAAGAACAAAGCUCAGAGUCUCCUCAAUAAAAACUGGGAUUUUACUUUCAAAUGGCUGGACAAACAGAAGCUGAACUCCGUAGUUUUUGUGGGAUUUGGAAGUGAGUACAAGAUGCCUGUUGAACAGAUCCAGGAAUUGGCCCUUGGGAUUGAGCUCUCCAAGCUACCUUUUAUAUGGAUUCUCAGGAAGCCAGAUGAAGUUGAUAGCUCAGGCUUCUUGCCUUCUGGGUUUUCAGCUAGAACCUCUGGCCAGGGCAUAGUUUGUUAUGGUUGGGCACCACAACAGGAGAUCCUGGCUCAUCCUGCCAUUGGAGGAUGUCUCUUCCACUCAGGGUGGGGUUCCAUCAUUGAAUCCCUUUGUUUUGGACACCCCCUAAUUCUCAUGCCGAUGAUGGCUGAUCAAGGUCUGAAUGCAAAGCUGUUAGUGGAGAAUGGAAUUGGAUUGGAGGUGCAGAGGAAUGAAGACGGCUCCUUUGAUCGAGAUGAAGUUGCUAAGUCCAUGAGAAUAGUGAUGGUAGAGCAGGAGUGGGCAUCAUUACGACUGAAGGCAGCUCAAGUUCAAACUAUUUUCACCGACCAGUAUCAUCAUGAAAACUACAUUAACAAGUUUGUUCAGCAUUUGGCAAUUACAAGAGAAACUUGUCAGAUGUCUGAAGAUCCCAAUUGA